AUGCGCCAGGUCGACCUGGCGCUCUGGUGCUUUACCCGUUUCGGCGUCCGCCCUGAUCGUUCGACCAUUGGUCGCGUGCUCAAAGGAACCGACCGUUGGAGCGCCGUCUCCAACGACGACAACCCCGUCCGCGUGCGUGGCGGCGCAUAUCCGCAGCUUGAGCAGGCUAUGGUGCGCUGGAUUCGCAACGCCGGGCCCGCGGGUGUACCGCUCACCUUGAUUACUAUCCGCGACCACGUUGCGACCAUGGCACGCGGAAUGGACCUACCUCCUACCUUCCGCUGCUCCGUGGGGUGGGUUCGCCGUGCCUUGCGCCGCAACGGCAUUCGGUGCCGCAGCACAGUUGGGGAGGCCGCCGACCAGGACCACGCCGCGGUCCGUACCUGCCAGGAGCAGCUCCCGCAGCUCCUGAUGUAUCUCUCCCUCCGUCCGCGCGACGUCUACAAUUUCGACGAGAUGGCUCUGUUUCUUUCGGUCUUGCCGCGCAAGACGUACGGCGGGUCGCGCGUGCCGGGGCGUAAGCUGGCGAAGGAGCGCCUCACGGUCGGGUUGCUCGUUAACGCGGACGGCAAUCACGCGUUCCGGCCUUUGAUCAUCUCCAAGUCCAAGCGCCCUCGCGACUUUCUGCCCGACUACGACCCGGAGGAAUUGUGCUACUGGCGUCACAACAAGAAGGGCUGGAUGAAUGCGGCGUUGUUCACUCACUUCAUCGGCCAACUCAACGCCGCCAUGGUCGCCGAGGACCGCCAGAUCGCCAUCCUCUUGGACAACGCAAGCAGCCACGUGCUGAAGGACGACGAUGCCACGUCGGAAGACCUUUUUGGCUUCCGCACUCGCAUCGUGGGCAACAUCCGGCUUGUCUUCCUGCCGCCCAACACUACCACCUUCACGCAGCCGCUCGAUCAGGGUCUGAUUGCCACGACGAAGGCACGCUACCGUCAGCACUGGCUUCGCGCGAGGUGCUGGUGGCGCACGGGGUGCAUGCCACGCUCGUGGGCCAUGGACCUGACGCAUGUUGGCCUGGACGGUCUCGCCACGGUCGGCAACGGCGUCAAUGCCGCUCUCCCCAUUGACCUCGACGAGGACAUCGGGGAUGUCGGCAUCAUGAUCGCCCGUCUUGGCCUCGGGUCUAGCGCCAUGCCGGCCGCCGCCUUCGUCGCCAUCGACGACGACCACCCCACGUGCGCCGAGCCGGGCGAGGACCCGCUCGCCCUUGAGCCGCCGACGGGGUAUUCGGGCGCGUCAUGGGAGGCUCCAUCCAACAUGCAGGCCGUCUACGACGACGACAACCCAGAGAGCCGCGAGGCGCGGCGUUACGCACGUGCGGCGAGCGAGAUGCUCAUCGGUUACGCACGUGCCACCGGCAUCACGCCGCGCAACCUUUGCGCGCUGUUCGAGAUUAAGAACCCGGUCAUCGUCGACCGCAUGGAGCGGGCUAGCCCCCCAAUGAACCUGAACACUGCGCCGAUGCCGGAUCCCCUGCAUGCCGCGUCCCCCGCGUCCACUUCCACGCAGGCUCCUGCCACGACCGAAGACGCGGCCACCCCUCGCCGCCGCGGGCGCGUUCUGCCUACGUGGAUGUAUGCACCUGCUCCCACCCGCCAGCAGCUUAUUGAAUUUGGCGUGAGUGCCGUCAUGAACGGCUAUGCGGAUGCGGCUGAGUGGAUGACCCUGUGA
Molecule: messenger RNA, 1677 nt
Organism: Closterium sp. NIES-65
Lineage: Eukaryota; Viridiplantae; Streptophyta; Zygnematophyceae; Desmidiales; Closteriaceae
Source: the annotation of a GenBank genome assembly